CAGUCCCAUCUUAAGGGUGUUUUUGAGGGCAUCUCGCCACCUUUGAGGGCAUCUCCUGGGAUCAAGGCCAACUCCCCCACCUCAAUCCCAUCUUCCCACAUGCCACCUUUGAGGCCACCUCCCCAGCUUCACCAGCGCCCAUCCAUCCACCCCUCCCCACUUUCCUGACCCCGAAGAUCUUCUUCCCUGGGCAGGAAUGGACCCGGCCACCACCUCCAAGAGCAACCACUGCCUGGACGCGGCCAAGGCCUGCAACCUCAACGACAACUGCAAGCGCCUGCGCUCGGGCUACAUCUCCACCUGCAGCCGGGAGCUGUCGGCCACCGAGCCCUGCAGCCGCCGCAAGUGCCACAAGGCCCUGCGCCAGUUCUUCGACCGCGUGCCCGGCGAGUUCACCUUCCGCCUGCUCUUCUGCUCCUGCAAGGACCCGGCGUGCGCCGAGCGCCGCCGCCAGACCAUCGUCCCCUCCUGCUCCUACGAGGACAAGGACAAGCCCAACUGCCUGGACCUGCGCGGCGCCUGCCGGGCGGAUCACCUGUGCAGAUCCCGGCUGGCCGAUUUCCACACCAACUGCCAGGCCACCUUCCAGUCCCUGACCAGCUGUCCUGGGGACAACUUCCAGGCGUGCCUGGGCUCCUACGCAGGGCUCAUCGGCUUCGACAUCACCCCCAACUACGUGGACGCCAGCACCACCAGCAUCACCAUCUCGCCCUGGUGCUCCUGCAAAGGCAGCGGGAAUAUGGAGGAGGAGUGCGAGAAAUUCCUGCGGGAUUUCACGGAAAAUCCCUGUCUCCGAAACGCCAUCCAAGCUUUCGGGAACGGCACCGACGUGAACCUGGCUCCCAAAAAUCCCAAUCCCGCGGUGACGGUGCUGCCGAAGGUGGAGAAGAGCCCGGUGCUGCCGGACGACGUCAACGACAGCAACACCGCCUACGACACCAGCGUCAUCAGCACCUGCACCUCCCUCCAGGAACAAGGCCUGAAGCCCAACAGAUCCAAGGAGCAGAGCUUGUGCUACUCCCAGGCCCAGCUGACCACGGAUGUGAUGCCAGACCAGAAGACUUUCGUGGAUCCCAAGGCGGGAAGCAGCCGGCAGCGGGAGAGCCAGAUCCUGCUCCUCGUUCCCAUCCUGAUCCCGGUGCUGGGGCUAUAGAGGGGCGGGAAGGAGCGGCCGGUGGGACGGGGACGCUCGGACCAGUGCCACCAGUGCCACCAGCGCCCACCGCUGCCGCGCGUAUGCCGGAGACUGGAACGCUCCCAAACCCCGGGAAUGCCGAGCUCCGGAGAGGCAGGAGGAGCCUUCACCACGCUGGGAAACUUUGGUGGUUUUCUUCCUACUUUUCAUUUUUCCCGUUUUUCUGGGUUUUUUUUUUUUUUUUUUGGUCUUUUCUGGGUUGGUUUUCCAGAGCGGCUCCUGGGAAAACUCCCUGGAAUGGGCCUGGAAUGGGGGUCUGGAGCUGCCGGCGGUGCCGGGGAGGGGAAAAAAGUCGGAGAAAGGCUUUGGGAAAGGUGAAUUUCAGGAUUUUUGCACUGGGGUGGCCACAGGGACAACAAGGAUUCCACAUGGGAACAUCCCGGAGGAUGAAGGCGCCAUCGGGAGCCACCUGGAGGGGACUCCCACAGCUCUUCCCAUUCGUUUUUGGGGAAUUUUGGUUGGGAUUUUUUCCUCGGAGAGUUUCCGAAUGGAAGAGAAAAGAAACUGGUGUGAAACAUGUGAGGCUGUGCUGAUGUUUUCAAUCAUUCCAGGGGAAGAGGUUCCAUUUUCUUUUCUUCUUUUUUUUAAUUUUUUAUUUUUUUAUUUGGAAUUUGGGUUGGGAGUGGAAUUUGACCCAUCCAGGGUCAGAAUUCCCUAUUUUCCCUCUCCACUUUAUUUCCUAUACACAUAUAACAUAUGGAUAUUCCCAUAUACGUAACCCUACCCAUGCUGUGGCUUUUUAAUUCCCAUUUUUCCCUUUAUUUUCCCUCUUUUUAAAUUUUUUUUUUAAUCCUCCGAUUCCCGCAACAACUUCCAAAUGUAUUCUUGGAAAAUUUAUUUUUUUUAACGAUGUCUAUAAUGGAAAAAAAAAAAAAAGAAAAACCAAAAUAAACCAAGGAGAACAAACCAAGGAAUCAAACA
This is a messenger RNA of Motacilla alba alba, 2116 nucleotides long. It is a transcript of the gene GFRA2, whose product is annotated as GDNF family receptor alpha 2. Gene Ontology annotation, molecular function: signaling receptor activity. Gene Ontology annotation, biological process: nervous system development. NCBI's taxonomy places the organism in Eukaryota, Metazoa, Chordata, Aves, Passeriformes, Motacillidae. The record is from RefSeq and is a predicted model, not a curated record. Gene Ontology annotation, cellular component: external side of plasma membrane; signaling receptor complex. The coding region runs from base 197 to 1153 and encodes 318 amino acids. The transcript is spliced from 6 exons.